AUGUCGGCUCGUUACUUGGUCAACAGCGCUCUGCGCAGCCCAGCGGUGCUCAGACCCGCCGCUCCUUCUCUCACCCGAUCUGUCCCUCGCUCUUUCGCUAGCAUUGCUCAGAGGCAGGUGAGUACCUUGAAACGGACUUCCCGCGCGGUGGAUUUCGAUUGUGCUGGAUACAGCAGCGGCUCUCCCCUCGGUGUGCAGAUGCGCAAUAGUGGGCACCAAGGAAAUCGUGGGCAGGCGAUAUGCAGACACUUGCGCAUGUGCCCGAGGAUCGGGAUGAAUGGAGUCGGACCUUCGAGACCACCAAAACUGUCGGGACCCUCAGCGCCAUGUAGAGGCGGAUCAUCUACGAUUCGGAGGAAUAGCUGGAGCGUUCUGGCUGACCUGUCGUGUGCACUCCCGUUCUUCUUCCCAGCCCAUCACGCAGACCACGACCCUGCCAAAUGGUCUUACCGUUGCUACAGAGUCCAGUCCUUCCGCUCAGACGGCCACCGUGGGUGUCUGGAUUGAUGCUGGUUCGCGAGCAGAGACGGACAGGACCAACGGAACCGCGCAUUUCUUGGAGCACAUGGCCUUCAAAGGUGAGUCUGCACGUCGAACCACAUCCGAAGUGGAAAGAGAGGCGUACUGCGCACUAGAAGCGGACGCGGUCAGUGUUGGUUCUCAUCUAGCAUAAUCUUUUGCUCGUUCAUUGGAUUACAGGCACCGGUCGCCGUAACCAGCACGCCCUGGAGCUGGAAGUGGAGAACCUGGGUGCGCACCUGAACGCAUACACUUCCCGAGAGCAAACAGUCUACUACGCCAAGGCUUUCCGCAAGGACGUGCCCCAAGCAGUGGACAUCAUUUCUGAUAUUUUGCAAAACUCCAAAUUGGAGAACGGUGCCAUCGAGAGGGAACGCGACGUGAUUCUGCGCGAGCAGGAGGAGGUCGACAAGCAGUUGGAUGAGGUCGUGUUUGAUCACCUCCACUCCGUGGCUUUCCAAGGUGAGUCUGCAAAGGAGCACGGACACAUUAUCCCUUGCUUCUGCCUGCUCACGCGCCCCCGCGCGUCUCGCUUUCAUCUUGGCAGGACAAGCCUUGGGACGCACCAUCCUCGGACCCAAGGAGAACAUUCUCUCCAUCAAGCGCGACGAUCUCGCCUCCUACAUUCAGACCAACUACUCCGCCGACCGAAUGGUUCUUGUUGGCGCCGGUGGUAUUGAGCACGACGCCCUUGUGAAGCUGGCCGAGAAAAACUUUGGCAGCCUGCCCACUUCUUCCAACCCCAUCAAGCUGGGCAACACCGCUGGUCCCAAGACCAAGUUUGUAGGGUCAGAGGUCCGCAUUCGCGACGAUGACUCGCCCACCAUCAACCUUGCCAUCGCGGUCGAGGGAGCUGGAUGGUCUAGCCCUGACUACUUCCCCUUGUUGGUUCUGCAAGCCAUCAUGGGCAACUGGGACCGAUCUCUUGGAUCGAGUCCUCUGCUGAGCUCGCGCUUGUCUCACAUUUACUCUUCCAACAACUACGCCAACUCCUUCAUGCACUUCAGCACCUCCUACUCCGACACUGGUCUUUGGGGCGUCUAUAUUGUCUCGGAAAACUUUAUGAACCUGGACGAUGUGGUGCACUUCACCCUGAGGGAGUGGCAGAGGAUGAGCUCGGCGCCUACUGAGGGAGAAGUGGAGAGAGCAAAGAGCCAACUCAAGGCAAGCUUGCUUCUGGGUCUGGACGGAACCACCGCGAUUGCGGAGGACAUUGGUCGUCAACUCGUCACUACUGGUCGCAGAGCUACACCUGCGGAAAUCUCUGCCGCCAUCGAGGCUGUUGGACCUGCUCAGAUCCAACAAGUCGCCCGCAAGUACCUUUGUGAGUCACGUCCUUUUCAAUGAGGGGGUCUACUGUCUCCUUACACUCAUUCGCUCAUUCGUUCCAACAGGGGACGCUGAUAUCGCCAUCUCUGCUCAUGGUCGCGUGGAAGGAUUGCUCGACUACAGCAGAAGUGAGUACAAGGACAAGACCUAACAAACCGACUCGUGCAGCGACAUGUAACUUACAUGUCCUGCCCUAUGCACCCCCCAUCGCAGUUCGCAACGAUAUGUCGAGCAUGUGAGUAUGACAUGGGAUCUGGCCCACUCUGAGCAGCGAUUUUGAUGCUGAUGUUCUCGUCUUCUGAUCUCCGCAGGGUGUGGUAA
This is a messenger RNA of Ceraceosorus bombacis, 2169 nucleotides long. NCBI's taxonomy places the organism in Eukaryota, Fungi, Basidiomycota, Exobasidiomycetes, Ceraceosorales, Ceraceosoraceae. The record is from the annotation of a GenBank genome assembly.